Tripterygium wilfordii is the source of this 2430-nucleotide messenger RNA. RefSeq names its product MDIS1-interacting receptor like kinase 2-like. Gene Ontology annotation, biological process: protein phosphorylation. The record is from RefSeq and is a predicted model, not a curated record. The transcript is spliced from 2 exons. Lineage: Eukaryota; Viridiplantae; Streptophyta; Magnoliopsida; Celastrales; Celastraceae. Bases 7 to 2097 code for a protein of 696 amino acids. Gene Ontology annotation, molecular function: protein kinase activity; ATP binding; protein binding.
AACUCCAUGGCCAAAUCAAGCAUGGAUAAGUCAUUCUCCCUUGUUCUUGUUUUCGCCUUCUUUGUUUUGUUACAUCACUCACUCUGUCUUGCUUCUUCCAAGUCUAACGAAGAAGCCGAAGCUCUUCUCAAAUGGAAAGCCAGUCUUCAAUUCAAAAAUCAGUCUAGACUAACUUCAUGGACUUAUUCUCCAAAUGAUGCCACUAGUUUGGAACCAUGCACUUGGCUUGGAAUUUCUUGUGAAGAUGGAAGCGUAUUCGAAAUCUUCCUACAAUUUUCAGGUAUUGUUGGCACACUCCAUGAAUUUUCAUUCUCAUCCUUCCAUAAUCUUACAUAUCUCAAUCUUCACUCCAAUCAACUCUAUGGUCCCAUAACACCUCAAAUUAGUAAUCUUACGAAGCUCAUUUCUCUUGACUUGUCAAAUAAUCAGUUAUCUGGAAAUAUCCCAGCUGAAAUUGGCCAAUUAACUCAUCUUGAGGUUCUGCAACUUGGAUACAAUCGCCUGAACGGUUCAAUCACUCAAGAAAUAGGCAAGUUAAAGUCUCUCAAAGAGCUUUCUUUGUACAACAACAAUCUAGAGGGACCAAUUCCAACUUCUUUGGGAAACUUGAGUAACAUGACCUAUUUGGAUCUCUCUAACAAUUCGCUAAAUGGUUCUAUCCCAAAGGAGAUAGGAAACUUGAUUAAUCUUUAUUACUUGAGUUUGAGGAAUAACCAGCUCAGCCAAGAAAUUCCUAUUACAUUGAUGAAUCUACAUGGCCUUUUUCAGCUAGAUUUGAGUAAUAACUUGCUCAUUGGUCAUAUACCAUCAAGCAUUAGUGAUUUGGAACACUUGCAGAAUCUGAAUCUCUCCCAUAAUAGACUCUCCGGCGGCAUUCCAGAAGGCUUCAACGAUUUGCCUAUGUUGUCAUGGAUUGACCUAUCUUACAACAAUUUGCAGGGUCGUAUACCAUACAGAAAAGUUUAUCAAUAUGAAGCAUUCCAAGGAAACAAAAGAUUGUGUGGAAAUAUCCAAGGAAUAAAAAGAUGCAAAAAUAAAAUCCCAAUUAUAGCCAUUCUAUUCCCUCUAUUCGGAGCACUUUUACUUGUAUUUGCAAUCACUGGAAUUUUCUUCAUCACAAGAAAGAGAGAGAAAGGUCCGCAAGCUGAAGAGAGCAGCGCAUAUGAUAAAUGUUUGUCUUGGAUAUCAUCAGCAUUUGAUGGAAGAAUCAUGUACGAAGAAAUCAUCAAAGCAACAAAUGAUUUUGAUGCCACAUAUCGCAUUGGAAGAGGGGGAUUUGGAAUAGUCUAUAAAGCAGAAUUGCCUUCAGCUGGCAUUGUGGCCGUAAAGAAAUUUCACUCAUCGGGUGAUGGAGAGCAUGCAUUCCAAAAGGAGUUCUUGAAUGAGAUAAAGGCAUUAUUGGAGAUAAAGCAUCGAAAUAUUGUGAAACUUCAUGGGUUUUGCUCGAAUGCUCUACACUCUUUUUUGGUCUAUGAGUAUCUUGAAGGGGGCAGCUUGGCCUCACAUCUGAGAAGAGAAGAAACGGCCAAAGAAUUAGAUUGGAGUAAAAGAUUGAAUAUUGUUAAAGGUGUGGCCCGAGCCCUCUGUUACUUGCACCAUGAUUGCUUACCGCCGAUUGUCCACCGAGACAUAUCGAGCAGCAAUGUUUUACUGGAUUCUAAGUUUGAGGCUCAUGUAUCAGACUUUGGUACUGCUAAGCUUCUAAAGACCGAUUCCUCCAAUUGGUCUAAAAUCGCAGGCACGUAUGGUUAUAUUGCACCAGAGCUUGCAUACAUGAUGAAGGUAACUGAAAAAUGUGAUGUGUAUAGUUUCGGGGUAUUAUCAGUGGAAGUGAUCAAAGGAGAGCAUCCAGGUGACAUCAUUGAGUCUCUAUUGUCUAUUCGGGCAGAGGAGAAUAUGGUAGUGAAAGAUGUUUUGGACAAACGCCUUCCACCUCCGUCGCUCGCAGUUAAGUAUGAAAUCAAAGUAAUCCUGGAACUUGCAAUUCAAUGCAUGCACUCUAAUCCAAAACAUAGACCAACCAUGCAUAUGGUUUGCCAACAACUUUUAGCUCGAUUUGUUUUCCAAGAUCCACCCCCACAACUAUGCUUGGAUUAACUAGUAAUGUGGAGGCUAAUAAAUUUACGUUGGACCAAACUCUGCUAGUAGGAAUUGAUCAUUCCGGACAUUGUAAGGCAUCAAGUAUGAAUAAUAUUGCUUACAUAUCUUUGUAUUGUUCGUUUCCUUCAUAUCUUUGACAUAAGCAUUGCAGCUGAGCAAUAUUAUAGGCAGCCUCUAUUUAUGGGAACCAAACUAUGAUAAGUAUGCUACAAAUUCUGAUUCUUGCUACAAGCAAUCCACUCUGGUUUGUAAAACCUUCAAUGGAAAGCCUUGUUUUUUGAGACAGCAUUUUCCUUCACCAAACUCUCGAUGCAAGAAGCAGAAUUUCCU